Molecule: messenger RNA, 2514 nt
Organism: Tarenaya hassleriana
Lineage: Eukaryota; Viridiplantae; Streptophyta; Magnoliopsida; Brassicales; Cleomaceae
Product: probable mediator of RNA polymerase II transcription subunit 26b
Exons: 9
Coding region: 676-2010 (444 amino acids)
Cellular component (GO): nucleus
Source: RefSeq, a predicted model, not a curated record
GGAGAUUUCUUGCCGAUUCGAAUUUACAUGGGUUCGAAUGACAAUGUAACGACAACUGUUUCAUGUUGGGUUUCUUGGGUCUGAGGGUUUUUUUCUUCGUGUUCCCUUAAUUGAUUCAAGUUUUCAUUUUUUUUCUCUGGAAAAUUCUGGAUCAACUUUCUGGGAAAGUUUUGUCAGAUUCUCAGGGCAUGGAGGGAGAAGGAAAAAAAUUGAAGGGCAAAAAAGAAAAUCCGCAGAACCAUCAACGGAUUCUUGUGACCAUCAGUAUCGGUUCGUUCGAUGGCCAGUCUUGUCGAGAAUCCAUUUGAUCAUCGCUAAGGGAAUAACAUAAACUUUCUCUAGAUGUACUAAAAACCUAGAUUUUCUGUUGGAUUCGUGGUAGCAAGGCAUUGAAAAUCCCGCGGAUAGAUUUUUGUGUUCUUCUCUAAUUUAGUCUUCUUCUUCCUCGUCUCUCACCCGAUUCACCAAAAAAAAAUAUUGGGAACUCGUUUUUUUCCUGCGAAGUGUUUGAAAAACAUCGCUUUUUCGCGUCUCGAGAUUUUCUGGUGUGCGGGGAAAUUCAGCGGGGGAUUCCAUUAAACUUUCUGGGGUAGCUUCAGUUUCCAGGGAAAAUCGAGUUGAAUCCGAUUUCUGGAUCCGAAAAUCGGGUUUGAAAUCGAUUUUCCCCCAUCGUCGAUGACGAAAAUGAAACCAUCGGGUUCAUUGGAUAGCUGGAGAGACUAUUUCCGACGAGCAGAUUCUGAUAUCUUCGAGAUCAUUGAUCAUGCAAUCAUGGUCGCUGCCGCAGAUUGUCCGAAAGGGUUCAAGUCCCGGAGAGACAAAAUCGCCGAGCUUCUCUUCUCUUGCAGAGUGAGCAGAUGCAGCGGAUGCGACCAUCUCGAGCUGUCGGUUCCCGGAAACGACGGUGGAGACAGGGAGGAUUACCGCGGCGGAGCAGUCGCCGUCGAUGGUGGUGACGACGACGACGACGGCAAUUAUUUUGAUGGGUUUGCAGCUGGCGGUAGUAAGGAGAGUAAGGCUAAUAGUAGCAGAGGAGAUAAUCAUAUCGACGAGGCGACAAAUUUGAACAACAAUCAGAUUAUCAGCCAUUACAGCUAUGGCGAAGCUGAAGCAUUGAGCGAUGAGAUUGAAGAGACAACUGUGAUUGUUGGGGAGGUCACGAGGAUCAAAGAUAUCUUGCUCAACGGUGAAGAUCAGCCAAAGUCUGCACUUUUCGAAUCCCUGAGGAAGCUCCAGUUGAUGUCUUUGAGCGUGGAUGUUCUAAAGGCUACCGAAAUCGGAAAGGCUGUUAAUGGCAUGAGGAAACAUGGGUCUGAUAAGAUUCGCCAACUUGCAAAGACUCUCAUCGCAGAGUGGAAAGAGCUGGUGGACCAAUGGGUGAAUACCACCAAGGAAAUAACUGUUGCUGGAGGCACGCCGGAAUCUGCAAACCCGUCUGUAGUUGAUGAAGAAGAAGGGCUUCCCUCUCCUCCAAUGGAUGAAGGAGCUCUCUUCGCUACCGGACCUAUUGGAUUAGAACUCGGACAGUUCUUCGAUGGGAUGGAUGACUUCGAUGGAAAUCCUCGGAAUUCCGGAGAAUACAAUAGAAAACCACAAAAUAUCGUGAAGAGGAGACCCGAGAUUACAAAUGAAGUACGCCCAGUCGCCAAGGACAAGAGUAAACCAAUGCUGAGACAAGAAGCUCCUGUGAGAUCUAUUAAACCCGAUGGACCGAGAAGAACCCUGAAGCAAAGUAUAGAACAAGGGGCAAGGAACAUAAUGCCAUGUAUUAAAAAAUCCAAAAAACCUUCGAUCCAAAAGCCGAAUGUUCCAGGAGCUCAACAGGAGAAACUCAAGGGUCUGGACGAAGACGCAAAGUUUGAGUUCACAAAGAGGAAACUCCAAGAGAGCUACCAGCAACAUGAGAACACCAAGAGGCAGAGGACGAUACAGGUGCUGGAGACAAUCCCGAAGCCGCAACCGAGAAAACCCGGGAUGAACCACCGGAAUUGGGCAAAAGCUCGAAGAUAGGCAGGAGUUACCCUCUCUGUGUCGUAAAUUCUCAGACAGUAAAACAGAUUUUCGUCGAAGCCUGUCUUGGGUUCUCAUCAUUUAUUGUCAGCAUUACCAGAAGAAUCAAAGGAAGACACUGUAUACAUCACAGAGUAACCAUUUUAACAUUCUGAUCCCAAGGAGACAGGAACAAGCAGAGAGCAACAACUGAUCAGAAACACUCUGUUUUUGCUGUCUGGAGUCACCAUUGCAGAUAGGGUAACUUCUGUAGUUUUUUUUAAAAAAUAAUUUUUUCCUUCUUUCCUAUACAUCCGGUAUAGUCCCGGUCCGGUCCGGUCCGGUCCGGUUUGAGAUUCGAAGACAGAUUACGAGUUGACCAUCUCUGCACCCAACUUGACGGGCAAGCAAACCACGUGAUGGUUCUGGGGAAGAUUUGCCAAAAGAUUAUUAAAUUUUUAAUAAAUUAUAAACUUGUAGAGAGAUUUCUGUUGGUCAAUGUGAAAUACAUUUUCAUUUACAUUU